CGUUCGAGUUCUAGACGGAUGGUUUUUUUUCGGCAGCAGGAAGGACACGCGUGUGUGGGUAGACGGGCCAGGCGGCUGGUGGUGUGUGAGGGCGUAACGAAUGGAGGAGUGGAUGGGCGAUGCAGCAUGCAGAUGGCGUCUCGUCGCGCACGGCAUUGGGAAGCUGAGCUGGGGAAUAAGAGCGGCGGGCAGCACGCGUCGAAACACCAGUGCCAAACGCCUGAGACUCGGAGCACACGCCAGUUGGAGGCGGUUUGGUGGUGCCAAAGCGCAGCACCGGACGGCGCCAACCACCCGUGACAGAGGUGUAACAGGCCUAAUGUGAGCAGCACCGCUCCAUCAGCGCUGCAGGACGCGCCAAGUCGGACAUCGGGAAUCGGCCGUUCACGUCUGCCUCACGUCGCCGGGACGCAGCGCGAGCGUGUUUUUUUUUCCUGACGAGGGGGCUUGGUGGGUGCCGUGGGAUGGCAGGCU
Messenger RNA from Exserohilum turcica Et28A, 474 nucleotides. RefSeq lists its product as uncharacterized. The coding region runs from base 101 to 325 and encodes 74 amino acids. NCBI's taxonomy places the organism in Eukaryota, Fungi, Ascomycota, Dothideomycetes, Pleosporales, Pleosporaceae. The transcript has a single exon. The record is from RefSeq and is a predicted model, not a curated record.